GCAGAGAUAUAUUCCCAAAAAGUAAUUGUGAUUCAGGCGACUAAUCGCGUGCCGCUGUCGCAGUUGGGACUCUCGGAAAAAGAGAUCUACGCUCUUUGUGCGAGGUUCGCACCAGUCGCUGCCAAGCACUGCUACGUUUCAAAAGUCGAGGAGCAGUUCUUGGAGAAAUGUCGCGGAUAUAAUCAGGACUGCGCACAGUUCCAAGCUAAGGCGCGCCCACUUGGUGCGAUCGCGAACGCCUUCUCGUCAGGGGUCGGUCUGACUUACUACAACUGGGAUGUGAAUGGAAUACCGUACUAUGCAGUGAACGAAGAAGGUUCAAUCGGAAACGGGCAUACCGGCAAGGUCGAUUUCGGCUCAUGGGGAGGAGGCUAUUCGAGCAAUGUGGGUGUGCGCGACUAUUUCUCACAGACUCAAGAAUAUGGAGCAAACUGGUAUGAGGGAUUAUACGGGUACAAGACUGGAUGGAGUAUUCCAGUUGUUCAAAGCGUGGGAGUUGAAGGAGGCGGUGGAACUCAGGUACACGUUCCACUGAAAGAAG
Molecule: messenger RNA, 541 nt
Organism: Ostertagia ostertagi
Lineage: Eukaryota; Metazoa; Nematoda; Chromadorea; Rhabditida; Trichostrongylidae
Source: the annotation of a GenBank genome assembly